AUGGACGCGAUCGAAGUCACCGAGAAGCAACGCCAGCAGCUCGAAGCUUCCGUCGCGAAGCUUCGAAAGGCACUCAAGCAUUGGCAGAUUCAGUCUGCCGAAUACGAAGGGCUCAAAGAAGAGCUCUUAUCGCUCCCAAAAACCGCUGGUAGGGAUAAAAUCCUUGCCAUCGCAGACGAUUUCGGUGGCGAUGUUGUCACCAGAGCAGAGAUCACCUCCUUCCUAGGGGAUAAGGAGGGGAUCAAACGUGGACCGGCGCAGGUUGCUGAGGCAGUCAGGCACCGAAUAGACUACAUUCAAGAGAACGUCGACAAAAUCGAGAAGCAACUCGAAAUUGGCGAGGCGACAUUGGAUAAUGUCAGAAUCAUCAAGAACUCCGGGCAAUUGACGAACGAGGAAGGAUUGCCUGUCAUGAAUAUCAGGGAGGACUUGGAUGAGAGAGGUGUGGUUAUCAAAUCGGGCGUUAAUCCCGCCGCCAGAGGAUCUGCCAAACCGUUCAACGUCACCGCGGCAAUCGAAAGCUUCCAGCCGUUGGUCGAUACAUUGUCGAAGAAGCAGAAAGAGAAGGAGAAGUCGGAGGCUACGAAACCGCAAGAGAAGUCUAAGACAGCUAGUAGCACAGCUUCCAAAUCUACACCCUCUAAACCACCCACCUCGGAAAAGAAACCCCCAUCACAAGAUGCAAUCCAGCAAAAGCCGAAACCGACGGUCCAACCCAAGACCCCGAAGCGUAUUCAAUCGACAGAGAAGGAAUACUCCGUACAAACUGGAAUGGUUUUGACCGAAAAACGAGUUAAGGCAAAACUCGUCCCGGACGUCAAAGAGGAUGUACCACAACCCGCCACCAGAGAGGAGGUAUCCGUCAGGGAGAUCAUUUCAGCUAUACCGGAACCUGCAUCUUACAUGAACACACCCGAGCAAGCCAACCCUGGGACCCCGCAAAAGGAAGGGAUCGCAAGGAUCAGGGUUCUAGACGAUUCAGAUGACGAUCUAGAUGAAGAUUCCGAGGAUCCGUUCAACAGCUUGCCAACCGUCGAAGAAUCGGAAGAAGAGGCCCAAAUGAGGGAAGAAAUGAUCAAAUACAACAUGCGAGAAAUGAAUAACAUCGUUGCUGAGAUUGAAUUGGAAGAGGACGAUGAAGAGGACGAUGACGAAGAUUAUGACGACGAAGAGGACGAAGAGGAUGACAAUGAAGGAGAGGACGAGAACGAGGAUCAAUGGGGUCGAUCAAAAGGCCGUCUGGUCUCGGAUAAAGUCAGACGAGAGAUGAUGAAGCUCCAGAAAAAGAUCGAAGCCAGAGACAAGGCAGCUCAAGUCGCAGCCGAAGUCGAAGAGGAUUCGAAAGCUCUGGCUGCCAAUACAGAACAAAACAAAGAAAUCGCCUCCCCAGCAGAGGAGCCUAAAAAGAAGAAAAAAUCAUCAGAGAAAAAGGGUGUCCGCUUCGCAGAAGAGCUCGAUAUCGCCCCAGCUCCAACCCCGAUUUCAAAGCCUCCUUCCAACGCUUCUGAACUUAUCGGUAAUGAAUUUGAUGAUGAAGACAUCGAUCCGAGUAUCCUUGACAUGAUUUUUGGUCCAGGCACCGCGGAUCAGGAAGCUCGCUACUUCCAAAACACCACCGAGCAGCCCAAGAAGAAGCUCCCCUCCCUCUUUAGAGCCGCCAGACAAGUCCAGAAGGCAAAGGAACAAUCUGCCAUAGAAAAGGCCCCUCCAGCAAUAUCCGGGGUCGUUGAAAAAGUUCCACCACCACCAGGUUCUUAUGAAAUUAUCGAACGGGAACCAUCCACCACUACUCCAACAGCUCCAAAGCCAUCGGGUAAAAUGCCUACUCGCAAAAUAACCCCUUCCAAAGCCACAGCCAAACAAAGCCAAAAGGAACCAACCCCAGAAACCUCCACCAUUCUCGACCCCCUCGGCGCCGAACUCUCAGAUGAAGAUCGCCCAAUCAUGGCUGCAUCCGUCAUCGAACGUGCACCAACUUGGGAAGCCCCAUCAACCCUCGAAAGAGCCCCCCCAACCGUCCCCGAUGAACUCGACCCAGAAUUCCAUCAACGCGAAGUCACCAAUGCAUACUAUUCCAUGCGUAACAAGCUAAUACAACGUCAAGGUGGCUAUGUCGAAACCGAGGAGGAAAAGAUGGAAGUUCCCAUCGACGAGAAUUUGGAGAAGAAGAAGGUUAGUAGGUUCAAGGCUGGAAGGGUUAAGAACCAAAUGCCAUAA
Orbilia oligospora ATCC 24927 is the source of this 2217-nucleotide messenger RNA. RefSeq lists its product as uncharacterized. The record is from RefSeq and is a predicted model, not a curated record. Bases 1 to 2217 code for a protein of 738 amino acids. Gene Ontology annotation, molecular function: phosphatase inhibitor activity; transcription corepressor activity; chromatin binding. NCBI's taxonomy places the organism in Eukaryota, Fungi, Ascomycota, Orbiliomycetes, Orbiliales, Orbiliaceae. The transcript is spliced from 3 exons. Gene Ontology annotation, biological process: negative regulation of phosphatase activity; negative regulation of transcription by RNA polymerase II.